This is a messenger RNA of Microthlaspi erraticum, 2733 nucleotides long. The record is from the annotation of a GenBank genome assembly. NCBI's taxonomy places the organism in Eukaryota, Viridiplantae, Streptophyta, Magnoliopsida, Brassicales, Brassicaceae.
AUGGGAAUUUUCGAACCGUUUAGAGCAAUAGGAUACAUAACGGGCACUGUUCCCAUCUCCGUUCAGCGAUUGGGCACGGAGACCUUCGCCACCGUCAGCGUCGGCAAAGCUUUCAAGAUAUAUGAUUGCGCGAAGCUAAAUGUAGUCACUCUCAGUCCUCUACUCCCAAAGAAAAUCAGAGCUUUUGCUUCUUUCCGUGACUACACAUUUGUUGCUUUUGGAAACGAAAUCGCAGUUUUUAGACGUGCUCAUCAGGUAGCAACUUGGAGCAAGCAUGUUGCUAAAGUCGACAAGCUUCUUUUGUUUGGAGAGCACGUCCUAAGUCUUGACGUAGAGGGAAAUAUGUUCAUGUGGGAGUUCAAAGGAAUCAAAGAAGAUGCAGCUCCAGUUGGACAUGUUGAGUUUAGUGGAAAUUUUACUCCUACCUGUAUUGUUCAUCCAGAUACUCAUUUGAACAAGGUUCUUGUAGGGAGCCAAGAGGGUCCGUUGCAGCUAUGGAACAUAAGUACUAAGAAGAUGAUCCAUGAGUUUAAGGGUUGGGGUUCGUCUGUCUGCAGUUGUGUUUCAUCCCCUGCCCUGGAUGUUGUUGCUAUUGGUUGUGCUGAUGGAAAGAUCCAUGUGCAUGACAUAAGAUUGGACAAUGAGAUCGUCACAUUUGAAGACGCCUCACGAGGUGCUGUUACUGCCUUGUCCUUCAUUACAGAUGGACGUCCCCUUCUUGCUUCUGGAGGUUCUUCAGGUGUGAUAAGCAUCUGGAAUCUUAAGAAAAAAUGUCUUAAGUCAGUCAUUAGGGAUGCCCAUGACAAAUCUAUAAUCUCAUUGAACUUUUUAGCAAAUGAGCCUGUGCUAAUUAGUUCAUCAGCAGAUAACUCAGUCAAAAUGUGGAUUUUUGAUACAAAUGAUGUUGCUCCCCGCCUUCUACGCUUCCGCUCUGGGCAUAGUGCCCCUCCAAAAUGUAUCAGGUUCUACUCUAAUGGACGGCACAUUUUGUCUGCUGGCGAGGAUCGUGCCUUCCGACUGUUCUCUGUCAUUCAGGAGCAACAAAGUAGAGAGCUUUCUCAAAAGCACAUAUCAAGGAGAGCCAAAAAACUACGGUUAAAGGAGGAAGAGCUAAAAUUGAAGCCUGUUAUUGCGUUUGAUUGCGCUGAGAUUAGGGAGCGUGAUUGGUGCAAUGUGGUUACAUGCCAUAAAGAUACAGCAGAAGCAUAUGUAUGGAGACUUCAGAAUUUUGUUCUUGGAGAGCAUAUUCUCAAACCUUGCCGUGAGAAUCCAACAUCAAUUAAGGCUUGUGCAAUCAGCGCCUGUGGAAACUUUGCAGUAGUUGGAACAGCGGGUGGCUGGAUCGAGAGGUUCAACCUCCAGUCUGGAAUUAGCCGGGGUAGUUACUUGGAUAUGUCGGAGAAAAGAGGACACUCCCACGACGGGGAAGUGAUUGGAGUUGCUUGUGACUCCACAAACACACUCAUGAUAAGUGCAGGAUAUCAUGGUGACGUAAAGGUUUGGGAUUUCAAAAAGCGGGUAUUAAAUUCCCGGUGGGAUGUUGGGUGUACAUUGGUUAAAAUUGUCUACCACCGAGUAAAUGGUCUUUUGGCAACGGUGGUAGAUGAUUUUGUUAUCCGCCUGUAUGAUGUUGUGGCACUGAAGAUGGUUCGUGAAUUUAAGGGUCAUACAGACCGUAUAACGGAUGUGUGCUUUAGUGAGGAUGGCAAGUGGCUCAUCUCAUCUAGCAUGGAUGGGACUCUUAGAAUUUGGGAUGUCAUUCUCGCAAAACAGAUUGAUGGAAUGCAUGUUGGUGUGCCAAUAACAGCAUUGUCUCUGUCACCAAAUAUGGACAUUUUGGCAACAAUCCAUUCUGAUAAGAACGGGAUCUACUUGUGGGUUAACCAAUCCAUGUUCUCUGGGGCUCCAAAUGUCAAUUCCUAUGCUAGUGGGCAAAAUGUCGUGAAUGUUAGGUUGCCUUCAGUCUCUGCAUUGACAUCUUCUGAAGCUGAUGAUGAUAUCGAAAUGGAGACGCAAGUUUCAGAAGGCGAAAAGGCUAUCAGUUUCUCGAUUUCCCCUAAGCAGAUCCCGGAACUUGUUACUCUGUCUCUAUUGCCAAAAAGCCAAUGGCAAAGUUUGAUCAACUUGGAUAUUAUAAAGGCCCGCAAUAAACCAAUAGAGCCUCCGAAGAAACCUGAAAAGGCUCCUUUUUUCUUGCCCUCUGUUCCCUCGCUUUCCGGAGAUAUACUAUUCAAGCCAAAUGAAUCAGAAGGUGAUGAGGAGAGUCAGGAGAAGAAUAAAGACUCCAAGAACAGCAUGAAGAAUUUUGGUUCACUGGAAUCUCCAUUCUCAAAACUUCUCAAGUCCUCAUGGGAUUCAAAAAACUUUUCAGAUUUCACCGACUACAUAAAGGGUUUAUCCCCAUCAGCUCUCGACAUGGAGCUACGGAUGCUUGAGAUUAUAGAUGAAGAAGCUGAAGAAGAGCUUAUCAAAAGACCUGAGUUUAUAUCAAUUGGACAACUUUUAGAUUACUUCAUCAAAGAGAUCACUUGCAGAAACAACUUCGAGUUUAUGCAGGCAGUUGUGAGAUUGUUUCUGAAGAUCCACGGCGAGACGAUAAGGUGCCAUCCGAGUUUACAAGAGAAAGCGAGGAAGCUUUUAGAAACUCAGAGUUUGGUAUGGCAGAAAAUGGAGAAGAUUUUCCAGAGCACAAGAUGCAUGGUUACCUUCCUUAGCAAUUCACAGUUUUGUUGA